Messenger RNA from Aspergillus glaucus CBS 516.65, 2136 nucleotides. RefSeq names its product sugar porter family MFS transporter. NCBI's taxonomy places the organism in Eukaryota, Fungi, Ascomycota, Eurotiomycetes, Eurotiales, Aspergillaceae. Gene Ontology annotation, cellular component: membrane. Gene Ontology annotation, molecular function: myo-inositol:proton symporter activity. Gene Ontology annotation, biological process: transmembrane transport. The record is from RefSeq and is a predicted model, not a curated record. Bases 155 to 1990 code for a protein of 611 amino acids. The transcript is spliced from 7 exons.
UGUCGAGGGUAAUAAAAGCGUUGAUUUGCCGCAUUUCUGCGAGUUAAUUUUUUCCACUUGCUCUUAUUUUCCUGUCGCUGCCUGUAUAUUUCAGUUUGGUAUAUACCGUUGAAGAUCUGCAUUCGGGGGCAUACUCUGUCCGGGUUUAAUCAGCAUGCGUGAUAAAGAGACUGACCCUGAGGUGCCUGUGGCUUCUCACCACAUUGAGUACACAGUCACUAUGGAGAAAGAGAAAAUCGCCUCGGAUGCCGGAAUUGCUCGGACUUGGUCACGCGAUAUCAUCAAAAGCGACGAGAAGACCAAGCAGAAGAACCCUCUCGCCGGACUUACAAAGGAGGAGCUCAUGGAAGACGUCGAGGCAUUUGCUCGGGAGAAAGAUCUUGAACAUAUUGUGGACGACUUGAAGAAGGGUGCCUUGGUGGCUCAGGACCCUAAGGCCUUUGAAAGCCUCGACGAGCUGAGUGAAGAGGAGAAAGAAUUUUUACGACGGGAAACAACACAUAAAUGGCACCAGCCAUUUAUGAUGUACUUUAUGACCAUUCUCUGUGCCGGUUCGGCCAUCGUGCAGGGUAUGGACCAGACUGCAGUUAAUGGUGCUCAAGAGUUCUACUUCACCGAGUUCGGAGUUAGGGAUAAAUGGCUACAAGGUCUCCUCAACGGUGCUCCAUACCUCUGCUCGUGUCUGAUCGGUUGCUGGACGACGGCACCACUCAACCGCUGGUUUGGUCGUCGCGGGUGUAUCUUCAUCUCGUGUUUCAUCUCUUUCGCCUCGUCCUUCUGGAUGGCUGCGGCCAAAUCUUGGGUCUCGCUCUUGUUUGCUCGGUUUCUCCUCGGAUUAGCUGUAGGAGCGAAAAGCUCAACAACUCCAGUGUAUGGUGCUGAGUGCGCGCCAGCGAACAUCCGCGGAGCGUUGGUGAUGAUGUGGCAGAUGUGGACAGCAUUCGGAAUCAUGAUGGGAUACAUCGCGUCGGUUAUAUUUAUGGACGUGUCAAAUCCGAGUCUUCCAGGGCUGAAUUGGAGGUUGAUGCUGGGUUCUACAGCUAUCCCUCCAAUGUUCGUUUGUGCACAAGUCUACUUUUGUCCUGAAUCUCCGAGAUGGUAUAUGAUCAGAGGCCGCUACCUGAGAGCGUAUGAGGCUUUAUCUAAGUUUCGCCCUUCGCCCCUUCAGGCCGCCAGAGAUAUUUAUUAUAUUCACUCGGCUCUUCAGGUUGAGGAGAAACUUCGCGAGGGGAAGCAGUUGUGGAGAGAGAUGUUCACCGUUCCCCGAAACCGACGAGCGGCUCAGUCCUCUUUCUUUGUUAUGUUCAUGCAGCAGUUCUGCGGCGUCAAUGCAAUCAUGUACUACUCCUCGUCCAUGUUUCGCGACGCCGGUCUCAGUCUACGCCUUGCUCUUAUAGUGUCUCUGGGUUGUGGCAUUACGAAUUGGAUCUUUGCGCUUCCAGCCGUGUACACGAUUGAUACCUUUGGUCGAAGGAAUCUGCUUUUGACUACGUUUCCUCUCAUGAGCAUUUUCCUUCUCUUUACUGGGUUCUCUUUCUGGAUCCCUAACGACGAUGCCCGUGUUGGCUGUGUUGCCACCGGAAUUUAUUUAUUCAUGAUUGUCUACUCUCCUGGAGAAGGGCCGGUGCCGUUUACAUACUCUGCGGAAGCUUUUCCUCUCUAUAUUCGUGAUAUUGGUAUGUCAUUUGCCACUGCGACAACCUGGGGCUUCAACUUCAUCGUAUCCUUCACGUGGCCGGGGCUGAGAGAUGCCUUUACACCACAAGGUGCAUUCGGGUGGUAUGCAGCCUGGAACUUCUUCGGCUGGAUCUUCUGCUACUUCUGUUUGCCGGAGACUAAAGCACUUUCUCUGGAGGAACUGGAUCAGGUCUUUUCCGUUCCGACAAGGAAGCAUAUCAACCAUUACAGGGGGAUGCUGCCGUGGUACUUUAAGAAACAUAUCCUGAGAGCUGAUGUGCCGCCGAAGAAACAGCUCUACAAUUACGAGUGAUGCUGGGGGUUAUUUAGAUAGUUUCGAAUCUUGUCAUACUCUGUAAAGCGCCCUAUGCGCACGUCAUUUGCGUAAUAAUAUGUUUCAUUCAUGCAUUAUUCUCAUACAACCAUUAAGUUGUAAUUAAAUAUAGCCAAGGAUUGGGC